UGCUUCCCAAGGAUCUUGCACACCUGCGCGGUCUGCAAUGCCAGCUCACGGGGAGGGGAUGACGAAAGCAGCGGUCUUACCCGUGCCGUUCUUGGCCCGGGCAAGGAUAUCUCGUUUGGUGAGCGCGAUGGGUAUCGCCUCUUCCUGAAUGGGUGAAGGUCGUUCGAAACCGGCUUCGAAGAUGCCCAUGAGCAAUUCGCGUCGUAGGUGCAUGUCCUCGAACUCAAUUCCCUUUGUCGCUAACACAUCGUCUGUCUGUGGACGGUCGUCUUUUGUUGGGACAUUUAAGUUGGCUUUCCAUGCAUUGUCAUUGCGUCUAAUAACGAAACACGUUAGAUCUCAGCGUAGUAGAGGGAUAAAGCACUGCAAACUUUGGCCUCACGACUGGCCUUGCAGGACCAACGCAGUGGAUAGGAACAAUAGCCUACACGACAGCGUGCCGGCCUCCAAUCGCCCCAAUGAAAUUCAUCCCACAACCGUGAACCACCAGGGACGAUCGUUCAUUGAACCUCUUCCACUGACGCAGCUCCUCAUCCACCACGAACCGUAUGGGCAGACUUCGCCACAGAAGUCUACCGACAUUCGUGGCAGCCCCAAAUCAACACCCAGCUGGGGGAAAAACGGAUGCCUGGGAUGUCAUGAAAGCCUUCUAGUGAGGUCGCUGACACCACUGCACCUAGAAGUCCGACAGACUUCUGAAAAAUCCGUCGCAAUAGUAACCGCCUAUACCGGGAAGGCAAAGAGGCAGCAGUUUGCAGCAUAAUGGAUCACUUACGUUGUGGAUGAUGAAGGACGGGCUUGUUGAGCCAUUCUGACCAGAUUGAGAGCGGGGGGAAAGAGGGAUGGUGUCUUGAGAGGUGGACACGCGCAAGCACAAUUUGAGGCUUGAUACGCGAGGAGAAAAAGUUCGAGGUUUGUUGUCUGUGAGGGGUGUCUCCGUCAAAGCGGACUUGAGGCGAGGGCGACGUGAGGUUCAAGUAGUUGUUAACGAGGUCGAGGAAGACGAGAGAGGCUGUAGAGCGAAAAGUGGUAGCAGCGAGGAGGAAGAGGAGGAUGUUGCGGGUCAAGGAAGAAGACUCUCUCCGGCGCUCAACACACAAUCGCAUUAUGGCUUAGUCAGCACGUCCUCUUUUGGCCGACUAGGAUUGACUUGUCUACAGUACUCUCACGGCAAACAUGAACGUGUCUGCCUUCUAGGCAGAGUCCAUGCAGACAGGACGACAUCUUGGCAACAUGUAAAUGCAUCUGUCCGACGACAGAUUUAAACUCUGCAGAGUGAGUUGACCAAUCAGCGCCCAGAAACGUAAGCAACCAUCGAAAGUCUGCCCGGGGGACAGACAAUAAAGACAUGGUGCCAAGAUGUUCGCCACUCUGCAUCGCAUCUGUACUAACUA
Molecule: messenger RNA, 1394 nt
Organism: Somion occarium
Lineage: Eukaryota; Fungi; Basidiomycota; Agaricomycetes; Polyporales; Cerrenaceae
Source: the annotation of a GenBank genome assembly